Molecule: messenger RNA, 7416 nt
Organism: Neomonachus schauinslandi (Hawaiian monk seal)
Lineage: Eukaryota; Metazoa; Chordata; Mammalia; Carnivora; Phocidae
Gene: AKAP11
Product: A-kinase anchoring protein 11
Exons: 12
Coding region: 113-5839 (1908 amino acids)
Biological process (GO): intracellular protein localization
Cellular component (GO): cytoplasm
Molecular function (GO): protein kinase A binding
Source: RefSeq, a predicted model, not a curated record
CGCGCGACUGGUCGUUGCGGGCCGGUGACAUGCCUGUGAGCUGCGGACGCUGCGGCCCCCAGGUGUUUUAUGGAUUAAUUCUUCAUUGAUUACAUACAACAGCAAUAUAGUUAUGGCGACCUUCCAGACUUUGAGAAACAGUCACAUGAAGACUAGAGCAUCUGUCAGAAAAAGCUUCAGUGAAGAUGUGUUCCAGUCUGUCAAGUCUUUAUUACAGAGUGAGAAGGAACUAUGCAGUAUAUCAGCAGAGGAUUGUUUAAAGCAGGACGAACAUGCCAAUUUGACUGAGGUCACAUUUCUAGGUUUUAAUGAAGAAACAGAUGCUGCUCAUAUACAGGAUUUAGCGACAGUUUCUUUGGAACUUCCAGAUCUUCUGAAUUCACUGCACUUCUGCAGUCUAAAUGAAAAUGAAAUUAUUUGUAUGAAGGAUAUAAGUAAAUCAUCAGAUAUAAACAGUGGUCCUCUAAAUCAGAGUCAGCAUUCUGGAAUGCUCUGUGUCAUGAGAGUGUCACCUACAUUACCAAGACUCAGAAUUGAUUUUAUCUUUAGUCUCCUAAGUAAAUAUGCUACUGGUAUAAGAUAUACCCUGGACACAUACUUGCAUCAGAAGCGCCAACUUGAGACUGCUAAGGAAGAUGAUGAUGAUACCAACCAGUCCGUGUCUUCCAUAGAGGAUGACUUUGUCACUGCUUUUGAGCACUUAGAGGAAGAAGAGACCUCAAAGCCAUACAAUGAUGGAAUAACUAUUACUGCACUAAAGAGCCAAUGUGAUGCUGCUUCUCAGACUUCUUCUGGUCACCAUUUAGAAACCCAUGAUUUAAGGAUUCUGGUUAGCUCUGGGAGGCAGAAGUCAUUGGCUAAACCUUCAACUUCCUUAAUAAAUAUGCUGGGACAUAAAGAACUACCUUCUGUGAAAACUUCAGUCACCACAUUAAUUUCUGAGCCUUGGAUCCAAAAGAGUUUCUACAGGUCAUCUAAUGCUUCAGAUAAAGGUAGUGAUGCACAGAAAACGUUUUUUUCUUCUUCUCCUGCCUACUCCUCUGAAUCUGAAUGCUCCAGUCCAAGUCCUGUUAUUUUCUUGGAUGAAGAGGGUUAUCAGAAAAGUUUAAAAGCAAAACUUGAGUUACCUAAAAUUCCUGUGAUGAAAGAUGAUAUAGAGGAUUCAGACUCAGAAGUAAGUGAAUUUUUUGAUAGUUUUGAUCAGUUUGAUGAACUAGAGCAAACUUUAGAGACUUCUUGUCCAUUUUCAAAAGAUCCUGUCCUAGGAAAGACAUCACAAAAGAAGGGACACAAACAUGAAAAAUCUUGCUCUGUAACCACUACUAUGAAUCCUCAAAAAUUCAAGUUUGAUCGUCCAGCUCUCCCAGCUAAUGUUAGAAAGCCGACUCCUCGUAAACCAGAAUCCCCUUACAGUAACCUGUGUGAUGCUCCAGAUUCACCUCGCCCAGUGAAGGCGUCAGGGGAAGACAGCGGUUUGUUUAGCCCUAUUCGAUCCUCUGCCUUUAGUCCUCUUGGAGGCUGUGCUCCUGCUGAAUGUUUUUGCCAAACAGAUAUUGGUGGAGAUAGGAGUCAUGAAAAUCAUGAUUCUAUUUAUUACACCUUUGAGGAUUAUGCCCAUAGCAUUUCAUGUGAGGUACUGGGCUCUGUUCUUCCUGCCCAACCCACUAAUGUAACCUCAAACAUGAAUAGUAUUAAAAAGGGAGAAAAUAAAACCAUAGCUCUUAAGAGUGAAAGCCUUGAUCAAAAAAGUAAAUCUAAAAAUAAAUCCUUGAUGAUUAAAGAUAGCAUUCAGAAAUUUGCAUCAGAUCUUGUGGAAAAGAGUUUUGGCAGUGCAUUUAAAGACUUACAGAAAGGAAUGUCUUCAUGUACCAAUGCACUGUGUCACUUAGCCAUCAAAUUGACAACCUCCGUUUUUCAGAUAGCAUUUAAUGAACUGAGAAGGCAGUGUGCAUUUUCACUGAGAGAACGUGCCAUUAGCGGUCUGGCUAACUUUUUGGUGAGUGAAGCUUUAGCAAAUGCUUUACAGGAUUUACAGUAUGUAAAGAAGCAGAUAUUCACAAACACAGUUGCUAGGUUUGCUGCAGAUCUUGCUGAAGAGCUUGUUUUUGAAGGCAUCAUGGAAGUGUGUCAGUUUUCCUAUCCUCCAACACCCGCAUCUCCACAGUGUUGGUCGUCAGACUGUGAAGACAGAGUGGUAAAGUCCUAUGCAAAAGACUUAUCUGAGUCUGUAAUACAGGAAGCGUUUAUUGAGCUUUCGCAGGUCGAUGUGACCUUCACAACCAAGGCAGCAGUGAGUGUUUCUACAGAUAACAUAAAGUGUGCGAGCACAGAGAAUUUAGUGCCGUCGACACAGACCUCCAUGUCUUCUCCUGCUUUUAACAGUCAGACCGUUACGGCGACGAGACCCAUGCAGGACUAUAAAAAGGAGUACACAGUACAGCAGGCCUUGUUUUGUACUUCUGGAGUUGUUACUUCUAUACCAGUGCCCUUGGCAGGAAGUGCCCUUCUCCCAUAUCAUAUUUCAUCUAACAUACAUCCGGCAAAGUCUCAUCGGUCGUCUGAUGAUACUAAUUUGAAUGGUGAUUCUACCCAGACACGUGUUACCACAAAAAACAGAGAAGAGGAAGUGGCGUGUCUCAGAAAUAUUUGUUUACCCUCAGACCACAAUCCAGGUAACCAGAAAGAUUUUAAACCAACAAAUGAGGACAUCGAAAUGCAGAGCUCUUCAAAAUUAACAAGCGAUCCUGUGAUUAUUAGCAACUUUUCUGCAGCAAUGGUGCAUACGAUUGUAAAUGAAACGUUAGAGUCAAUGACAUCCUUCAAAGGUACAAAAACAGUUGAUGAACACGCAGAUUGGUUAACUACAACAGUAAAGGGAAAGCCCCUUCCUUUCCACUCUGAUCAAGCAACACUGCGACAGAGUGAAGCUAGCAAUAAGGACAUGUUUGCUGAUCAGUUAUCAAAAUCUAUUAUUAAACAUUCCAUAGAUAAAAGCAAAUCAACGAUCCCAAAUGUAGAUAAAAAUGCCGAACCCAAGGAAGGCUUGCCUGUUCCCAGACAAGAGUCACACUUGACCUUGGAAAAGUUCCCCAAAUUUCUUGAUGCUCAAGAUCACUUAACCCACUGUUCACUUUCAGCAGGAAAGGAUUGUGUUCCAGAAUGUAAAGGUUCAUCGGUUCACGGCUCUUCUCUAGACACACUACCACCUUGUCCGACAGCUGCAGGUCAGAAACCUGAUUUGAAGGACGUUACUAAAGACAGAUUUGUGAAAAAGCAUAAUGUGAAUAAUACAGCACUUGAGCCCUUGUCUUUCGGGCAAGAACAUCCUUUUCCUCAUUCACAUACUUACCCAUCCACAGUGCUUCCAUGUGUAGAUGGUUUGCAUGUGGAAGAUAAACAGAAACUUAGAGACGGAAAUGUAAUACCUGAUACUCCUCCCUCUACUCCUCUGGUACCGUCCCAGGCUAGCUCGGAAUGGGAUGUCAAGAAGUUAACCAAAAAACUCAAGGGGGAAUUAGCAAAAGAAUUUGCACCUGCUACACCUCCCUCCACACCCCACAACUCAUCUGUGGGUAGUUUGUCUGAAGAGGAACAAAAUACGAUAGGGAAAGAAGAGUUCAUGUUGAAACUCAUGCGCUCUCUUUCAGAAGAAGUUGAAAGUAGUGAAGACGAAGAGCAUCCGGAAGUGGAUGUGAAGCCUGAGCACUCAGGGAAGAAAGUUAAGUUUGCAGAAUCAUUAGCUACCCACAUCAUCUCUCUCGCAACAGAAAUGGCAGCUUCCCACCUAGAUAAUAAAGUCAUUCAAGAACCCAAGGCGAAAAGCCCUUGCUUAAACGCACAAAAUCAAAGAAGUGUGUCACCUACCGUUUUAAAUUGCUCAGAGGAAAAUUUACAAACAUUACGCAAUUUUGCAGGUGAUCUGGCCGCCGAAGUCCUUACGGAAGCUGAGAAAAUAGCAAAAGUGAGAAGUUGUGUGCUUUUCAGGCAAAGAAAGAACAGUUGUUACGCUGAUGGGGGCCGAGAUGAUAGAUCAGAAGAGAAGUUGGAUGGAGAGGCUGUAGCCCACUCAAGAGAACUACAGCCAUGCAUUCUUUCAUUACCACCAAGUUCUUGUAUGUCUGGUCUGACCUACAAGUAUCCCAGCUGUGAAAGCGUGACAGACGAGUACGCGGGUCACAUUAUCCAAGUGCUAAAACAGGAGGGCGGCAAUAGUGAGUUAAUAAUGGACCAGUAUGCCAACAGACUUGCUUAUCGAUCUGUUAAAUCAGGAUUACAAGAAGCCGCUAAGACCGCCAAAGUGAAGUGCAGCUCAAAAAUGUUCCCCAUGCAAAGCUCACAGGUAAAAACCAAGAAUGAACUGUUCAAGUUCUUAAACAAAGAACACCACCAAGAAGUAGAUAAAGAACGACAAAGUAAAAGAAACGGAGGUUACCUUUGUAAAAAUCAAACUUGUGAAUGGACACGGGAUACAUAUAAAAAUGAGUGCUCUGAACUGUAUAGUUUUUCAACCUCUCUUGCUCACAGCAUAACAAGAGAUGUUACAAAAGAGCUGACAGCAUCUGCAGGUGGCUUGCCAAAAUCCUUAACAGAUUCUCGCCUUUAUGAAAAGCCUGGAUGUGAUGAAGAUACCAAGUCUCACAUCGAGCCAGAAUUUCUUCAGUCUCUUCAACCUUCCUCACAAAGUCACAGAAUUUACCACAGUACGGACAGCUUAAAUGGGUCUGCUUACGGAGAGAAUGUCGUUCAAGCUAUAGAGCAGUAUGCUAAGAAAGUAGUGGAUGACACUUUAGAGCUAAGUUUAGGAUCCGCAGUUUUCCAUGUGUCUGAGUCCACGAAAGCAGCCGAUAGGGUCACUCAUGGGCAAAAGUUGUCACCUCUUAUAAGCCAAGCUUGCAGAUACUGUGGCCGUAAAGAACUGCACGAUUGCACUGGAAAUUCAUCUCUGCACGUUUCCAGACAGGAUUCACUUGCUAGUAGUAAGCCAGUUUCUAAUACAAAACUUAGCAAUGUCUAUCAGGAAUCUAGAAUUUUUCAUCUUGAUGUCCCACAAAUUCAUGUUGGUCUCGAUAAGAAGACGGUGCUUGCUGAGAAGAUAGUUGCUGAAGCUAUUGAAAAAGCAGAGAGAGAGGUGAGCAAUACCAGCUUGGUGGCUGAUAGCGGAAUUGGACAAGAUGGCGUUAGCUUUGCUGAGAGCCUUACCACAGAAAUAAUGAUGUCAGCAAUGAUGAAUGUUGGGCGUGCAGUUAGCAGUCCAAAAGAAGUAGAAGACUUUCAGUCAACUGAGUCUUUCGGCAGCCAGCAGAUGAAUCUCAGUAUUGGUGAUGACAGCACUGGUAGCUGGUCCAAUUUAAGUUUUGAAGAUGAACACCAGGAUGAAAGUAGCAGCUUUCAUCACCUAAGUGAAAGUAAUGGUAACAGCAGUAGCUGGAGCAGUCUUGGUUUAGAAGGAGAUUUGUAUGAGGACAAUUUAUCCUUUCCAACAUCAGACAGUGAUGGGCCAGAUGAUAAAGAUGAAGAUCAUGAGGAUGAUGGAGAAGGUUUGGGGCAAGACAGAAAGAUUCUGCUCAUUACAAAUAUCGACAUGGAGCCAUGCACAGUAGACCCCCAGCUAAGGAUUAUUCUUCAGUGGCUCGUUGCUUCUGAGGCCGAAGUGGCAGAACUUUAUCUUCAUGACUCUGCAAAGAAGGAAUUCAUACAACUCUCCCGACGGUUACAAGGAAAGGGAUGGAAGGUGGGGGACGUCCUGCAGGCUGUGCUGCGGUACUAUGAAGUGCGGGAGAAGCCGGCCACCCCGGAGAGCUGCAAGUCCCUGUUCGACUGGCUCUUGGAAAACGCGUAGUACAAACCUGUGGCCAGUACAUCUUACCGUCUGGGGAGAGGAAGAAACAGAUAAAGAUGCAGAUGGUAAACUUUGAAUAUUAACACUGAUAAAUGAACUGGGAGGGAAGUAAAUUGAGCUUUUCCAGCACAGUCAUCCCACGUUGUAUAUAGUUGAUACUUUUGUAAUCUCUGUCAAAUAUUAUCUUCAUCAUUCUUCUAUACACGUGCGUAGUGUGUUAAGACCCUAAGAACGUUGAUUUGAAGGAAGGUUUGACCAUGAGGUUUUCAGGGACAUUGACUGACAGAUUCUUUUUGCAUCCAAAUAGUGCUGCUACAGACCACACUGAGGUGGCUGAGGAUAGGUUCCAGGGAUAAAGCCUUACAGUUCUGCUCCUUUGCAAACAAACGCUAUUCUGUUGAGAACUAACCUGACAAAAGAGCUUUGAGGUUAGUGGGCUCCCCGCCCCACCCCCCAUAGAAUUUCUGUCUUAUUUUUCAAAGUCAAUUUUAUUUUCAUAGCUCAACUAUCGGUAGCUUCUUGAAUCUCCCAAACUAUUUAACUUCUUAGAAACAUAUUCGUAUUUUAGGUUUCUAUAAAUACCAUAAAUGAUAGUUUCCCCAGCCUUUUGUGAAAUGACAUGAUUUGCUAAUGUUGCCAAUCCAUCUGGUAUGAAAAUGAGUGUGUGUGUGUGUGUGUGUGUGUGUGUGUGUGUGUGUGUGUAAGUAAGGGAGUACUUUAACCUUGCCUAGUGGGUUUGUGCCCUUUUUUAUUUUACUGUUUUCUUGGUUAGAAACCCACUGUUGACAUUUAAAAGGUGCUUUAAAAUAAAAUGUCUAUAAAGAUUGUGCAGUAAGAAUUUUUAUUUCUCUUUUUGACUAUUUUGGGUCCCCACCUUAUCCUAUAAAUGAAAAUAAAGGUGCAAAACAUGCUAAAAUUUUAGAAAUUAAUGUUAAUAUGGAAAUGCAUUUAGAGAAGCCCAGUAAUGAUUUUCAUUUUCCGAUUUUUGAAAAAAAAAAACAAACACAUACACAAAACUCUCUGCUUAGCAAGGAUAAGCUUCUUCUAGAAAAAGAGGGGAUUCCCAGCCCCUCCUCCCUUCCCCCCGAUAAAAUGGUAUCUGCCCUAUUUUGUAAAGUUGUCUGACAUGAGUUUUCUGGCUCUGUGUUUUCUACUACUUUGUCUUUAGAAACUGCAAGUUGACUUGAAUUAGAGGACCAAGAUUGUGUCUUGGUUUUGUAUGAGGGUAUGCACAUGUGAAUUUUUGGUUCUUCCAUUAGCGUAAAUCUAGAGUAAAUCACUUUUCGUUGGGGGCUUUGGUUUUGCUCCAUUACAUUUCCUUUUUUCCUGAGCAUUGACUGUUCUGGAAGCUGCACAAAGUGUAGAAGACACAGCACCCACCGAGGGGCAAGGAAUAAGGCACUUACAUUGAUUUGAAUUAAUCAUUAUGGUAGAGAAAUGUAUUUUAUAAUGAGAGAGUAAAAUUUGCUUUAUAAGAAAAAUGCCAAAAGCUACUUAAAUAUUUUGAGGUUACAGUGUAAACUUUGGUUUUUCUCAAUUUAAAAUAAAUAGAGCAAGCCUUAAAAAUAAUUUUUCCU